This is a messenger RNA of Trametes versicolor FP-101664 SS1, 555 nucleotides long. RefSeq lists its product as uncharacterized. NCBI's taxonomy places the organism in Eukaryota, Fungi, Basidiomycota, Agaricomycetes, Polyporales, Polyporaceae. The transcript is spliced from 2 exons. The coding region runs from base 267 to 461 and encodes 64 amino acids. The record is from RefSeq and is a predicted model, not a curated record.
GCGGUUGGAGCAGGCCUGUCAAGUCGAGGGACGGUGUCAUAGAAUCCAACUCUAGCAACAACUGUUCUGUUUCAUUUAAGGUAUGCUCGGCAUGAAGACCUGACCGGCGAGCGCGUGCUCAUAAGAGUCUUCUAUGCUGGAAUCCACAGUCAUCCCACAUCUCCAACUUGCUGGUUUGCCACUUGCACUCGCGCCCCACGUACCUAGUUGAUGGAUCGCAGAAGAUCUACAGGGUGUAGACUUGUAAUGGCUUCGGGGCCGAUAAGAUGUGGGGUGGGAGGCCGUUUCGCGCCGACGUUUCUUCAACGUUGCAAUCCCACCCCAACCGGGGUCUCGUGUUGAGCGAGAUCUCUCUAGUACGAUUCACUGUUGGAGACCUAAAUGUCAGGGAGAGAGUCAGAGGAAGGCCUCUCUAUGCUUCAACCGAGGCGACCCGGCCAAUGUCAGACAAAAUGGCUUGAUAUCCUGAUGGUCUGCGCCCGGCACCCGUCGACCGGCGAUGUCCUAUGCAGUAAACCCUCUUGAGUAGACCGUACGUGACAGCGUGAAGACGAG